AUGCGGAUUGCUAAUAAUUUAUGUUUAGUGACGGCCCUUGCUGCUAGCUCAGUAUCAGCAUUCCAAAGCCCAAUUGCUAUUAACCAUGACAUAGACUCAUUUUUAGAAAAACAUGUUCUUGGUAUCCAAGAUACCAAGAAUGUCGAUACUUCUUUGGUUGCAGCGUGGAAGGAACUACUUGUGGAAUAUGGACCUUCUCAGUUAGUCAAUGAAAUUAAUAACUACAAGGAGAGGGCUUCUUCAUUUCCUGGAACUGUUCAAGAGUUAAGAGAACCAUCAGCUGCAGAGGAAUUGGCUUCUACUUUAAAAUCUAUUCAUAAUAAUAAUAGUCCAGAAAUUGCGCAAAAUGGUUAUGAAGUUGUCUCCAUGCGCGAAAAGUUUAAGAAUCAUUCGCUUAGAGUGAGAGAGGGACACCCAGAGUUGCUCCAUUUAGACUCGGUUAAGCAACAUACCGGAUAUUUAGAUAUUGAAGACGAAGAUAAGCAUUUGUUUUAUUGGUUUUUUGAGCUGAGAAAUGAUCCUGUUAACGACCCAAUUAUUCUUUGGCUUAAUGGUGGUCCAGGUUGUUCUUCUGCUACAGGUUUAUUUUUUGAGUUAGGACCUUCCCUGAUCAAUAAAGAGAUUUAUCCUGUAUAUAAUCCACAUUCAUGGAACCUGAACGCUUCAGUUAUAUUUUUAGACCAACCCGUUGGAGUUGGCUAUUCACAUCUGAGUAAAAAGGUUUCCACUACUGCUGCUGCUGGAAAGGAUGUGUAUGCGUUUUUGGAACUAUUUUUCAAGAAGUUUCCACAAUUUAAUUCUCCUAGCAACAAAUUCCAUAUUGCAGGAGAACUGUACGGAGGACAUUAUGUUCCUAAGUUUGCAAGUGAAAUUAUCAACCAGAAGGAUAGAACAUUUGAGUUAAGUUCUAUUUUGGUUGGAAAUGGACUCACCGAUGAUUUAAUUCAACUUGAUUCCCAAAGAUCUAUGCUCUGUGGUGAAGGGGGCAUUGAACAAUUGGCAACUGAUGAAGAAUGUUCGGAAAUGUCCGAUGAAUAUGACAAAUGUGUUCCAUUUGCAAAAUUAUGUUAUGACCUUCAAAACCCCUUCGCUUGUGUUCCUGCAAGUUUGAUAUGCAGUCGAAUUGGUGAUAAUGUUAAAAGUGUACCACCUUUCAAUCCAUAUGAUAUUCGUAAACCUUGCGAAGGUGAUAAUGGUUUGUGCUAUGAAGCUUUGGACUAUUCAGCAAAAUUUUUGAAUUCUGAAUUUGUGAAAAUGGUUCUUGGGGUUGACAGUGAAGUUCAAGAAUUUGAAUCGUGUUCCAAUGACGUUGGAUAUGGAUUUGCCUUUCAAGGGGAUAUCAUGUUACCACACCAGCAAUAUGUUGCUGAAUUAUUGGAAGCAGGCAUUCCAGUCUUAUUAUACGCCGGAGACAAAGACUACAUUUGUAACUGGGUAGGUAACAAUAAGUGGUCCGCAGCUUUACCAUAUUCAGGGCAUGAAGUUUUUGAACUGGCUCCAUUCAAACCUUUCAUUACAAGCGGCAAUGCAACAAGUGGUGAGGUAAAAAACUACGACAUAUUCACGUUCUUAAGAAUUUACGAUGCAGGACACAUGGUACCAUACGAUAAGCCAGAAGUUUCAUUAGAAAUGUUAAAUAGGUGGUUAGCUGGAGAUUACGCUUUUGCUGGAAAGAAAUAG
Dujonia railenensis is the source of this 1680-nucleotide messenger RNA. NCBI's taxonomy places the organism in Eukaryota, Fungi, Ascomycota, Pichiomycetes, Serinales, Debaryomycetaceae. The record is from the annotation of a GenBank genome assembly.